AUAAUGUAUAUGCAAAAUACAAGGUGUUCGUAAAGUUUGAUCUAUACUGCUAAAAGUAAAAUACCUACAUUGAAAACAACUGCGACUACCGACGAAAGAGAUAGAUAUAGGUCAUAUAGGUAAUAACGUUAUAUAGUCCAUUCUAAUUUGAAAAAACCACAAUUGUAUAUCACGUUGUGCGGUAUGUAAUACAUAGCAGUGGAGAUUUUAAAUAAAAUUUGGGGAGGGUGUGCUGCGAUGACGACCCUCGUACGUGACUACUGCAUUGUUGCAGUGUUAUAUUUAUAGACGGCGACUAAUAUGAGUCUUAUAUGAACGCUAUUCUUAUUAUUAUUUUUUUAAUAAUUUGGAUUUAUUGCAAGCCCGUUUUUGACCACACGCGCGUCGACUCAGAUUUCAGCCCUUCUUUUGCAAGGCCGUGGUGUGUAUCUUGUUCGGACACCCUGUAUAUGCAUUCCUGUACAGUGCAUACCCACACGCACGCUGCACGCACACAAGCGCAAGCAUACACAACACGCGCCCGCCGGUAUACACGCGCAUCGAGACGGCGUUGCACCACGGUGACGCGACGCACCGAAAAGCGCGUGCACCGCCGUCGAUUACUGGCCCCGCGGCGUGCACCGGCGGACCCGCGCACACAACGUCCGGACGGGCGACGGCGGUGAAUCGUCGUUUGCAGCGGCGGCAGCGGCCAGGCGCCGGGACGACGGUGCGAAAACCCGAAAACCGUCAAGUCGGUCGCCGCCAGUGUCGACACGCACAACAUGGACGUCUUCUCAAAAGCUGGUCUGCUUCCGAAAAAACACCAUCGAUGCAUAUCGUUGGAAAGCGGCCAAUCGUCGACAAAAAAAUCAUGUCUACAGAAAACACCAUCGGACACGCCGAGAUUCUUUCCGCGGCGGUACUCGACGCCAGAGCUAGCAAUGAGAAAACACGCGCUCAGAUGUCAACGCGACGACAGUAUCCCGCCCGUACAACCGAUAUCGAAUAAAUCGUGUCAGACCGACAUAUUAGGAUUGGACAAAUACUUGCAAAGGCCGGGUAAAGCGAGCCCGCAACACGAGUCGGCAGCCGACUCGGAAGAAGCGGCUGCGGCGGUGCUGAGGGCGUAUAAAAAGCCAUCGAAAAGGCCAAAGGUGCGGUCGGUGGCUGUACACUGCGAGCGACGGCGCCUAUCGUUUGCGGCGUUUAAAGGUUGCCAAAAGUUCAAGCACGUGUACAAGCGCAAGAUAUCGUUGCCGCAACCGUCGUCGGCGACCACCUCGACGGACGAAGGCCGACGUCGGGACAGCGGCGUUUUGCCGAAACUGCGACCGGACCGGACAACGGAGUCAGAAAUACGACCCGUGGCUGCCAACAAGGUCAGCGCGGCCGUCAAACUGCCCAGGAUACCGACUAGGGACGCACGACCGGAAGCGGACAGACCCGUCGACGGCGUAAGGACAAGACUGGCCAAACUAACCAGACCGCAGUCGACAGGCAGUAGCGGCGACGGUAGCGGUGACCGGAAAUUGGUGUCCGCAUACUUCCGGGCCAGAUCGGCUCCGAAGAUCUAUUCUCCGAGGUUUCACGACGCGCCGCCGCAGCUGUCGGAUCGCGAACCGCAAUCUACAGCCGGGUCCAGCGACACGGCGGACACCACGCUCGACAUGUCGUUUGACCAACAACAGCCGGUCAACGCUGAGGCCACGUCUGCGAUUACGGCCACUACGGCGGCCGGUACGAGGACCGUGUCCACAUCCACCAGUUUCGCCGAACCCGGUUUCCCGAUAGUGUUCAGCUGCGAGAGCGUUCUCCGGCACCCGUUGGACGGUGGUUACGUGUCACACACCGAGAGCCAUAGAUUUAGCGUGCACUACGUGCCAGCCGACGACGCCCGGUCAUCGGUAACGACCACCUGUGACACCGAUGCUGACGGUGGCACGUCGUUGGUGUUCACGUCAGCCGGCGCAUGUCAACGCGAACAGUGCCUGACCGGCGAAUCGGUAUCCGUCACAUUAGGUGGAAAACCUGCAGACGGUUCGGCGACAUCCACGUCCACUACUAACGUGGCCGGCGAACGGCGUUUGAUCGUCGAACGAUGCACCGACUUACGCCAAUCGAAAAACACAACCACCGACUAUAGUACGGGCAAGACGACCACCGACCGUAGUACUAGAGAGACGGCUACCAGUCGUGUAACCAGCGAAAUGGCCAAUGACCGCUGUACCGGUGAAAUCACGGCCACCGACGACGACCGUCCAACCGUUAGUGAACCACCACCGUCACCACCGUCAUCGCCGUCGUCGACUUCGUCUCCUUCGUCGUUUUCGUCAGUUCGCUACUGUUGGCCAACAUCCGGAAAUGCGACGAACGGGAGAGUCGAAAAGCUCCAAGAAAACACCCAGCACGAUGCCGUACAAAAGACCGAAGGAUUUCACGUUUUGGGAAAAGGAGACGGCACCAACGCGUUUGAAAAAGCUGUACAGCCGACGGCAGUCAAUAAAACUAUUGAUACUUUGGAAGAAACCGACAAGGGGGUGGUGGGUGCCGAGCUGGAAUUGCACGCACGCACGGAUGACGACGACGACGACAUGCCAUUACAAUCCGACGAGCGAAAUUAUGAGCAGUUGACACAAAACCAUCAAAUAAUAGAAUCCGGCCGUACCUUUUCGAAUCAGUCGCCGAAACCCGACGACACGGAAUCGGUGUUGGUAGGUCGACAAAACGAUUUGGGACCAAUCGAAAACGAUAAUACACACGCAAACGUCACCGAGUCUAUUGCAGAACAUUGUACGACAAACGCCGAACUCAUUGCUCAACAGCUACCAAUUUCCAACAACUAUCUCACCGUUCCAUCGGAUCGUCAUCUGCAGUCGGACGAAGAUACGACAGUAGCAGAGAUCAUGGAGUCACGGCGUCGAAACGAGAUGCAACGCUCUAAUCCAACAUCCGAAUCGUCUGGAAGACGUACAGUUGCGGGUGCAGUAGACAAAAAUCGAGCAGGUUAUCGCGAAAACGGACAAUCGAACGACCAACAAUUCGAUUCCAAAAAGCGCAACAUGCCCAACAGACUCUAUGACAACAUGAGCCGUAAACGAGAUGACGACCAAGACCCCGAUUCUUAUAACGCCACACGUCGUCCGCUGCAUGAGUCGUCGUCGCGCCCAACACCUGCACAGCACUCGAACGCAGCUGAUCGCAGAUCUACGACGAACAACUCGACGGAGAUGACAGCGAUGUCUAAGAAAGCGAUGAACGACCACCAACAUGGCUACGAACCAUUCGGAAAACGGAUUGCGAACGGAUUUCAGGACGACAACAGGCGUGCUGUUCGUGAGCGGGACUUGUCGACGAACCCCUGUCAGGGAUGCGCCAAUAAUGAAGAUACGAAAAAAAACGCGACGAUGAGGUCCGAUGUCUACGGCGGCGGUAAUGACCGCGAUGGCGGUCACUCCUUCGACACCGGGAAAAAUCGGCACCCGGUGUCCAAAAGGAGGUUGGAGUCAGUGGACGAGGUGACUGAAACUUCGAAGCAGCAUGAGUCCAACUAUGCGGGAGGGUAUCUGUUCGGCAACACGUUCAACCGCAACAAGAAACCUACGCAAAAUUACGGUGAACACGCCGAGUACGGUGGAUAUUACGAUAACAGUUCAAAAAAAGUCAAUUUCUCGUCAAAACCCGACCGCCGGUACGAUUACUAUCGCAGCGAGCACGUCCCUAAGACUAGCGGACACAGUCCCAGGGAUGAGGAUUGCACAGUUUUCGCAGACCAUGGGUCUUGUCACAACUCAGCGCCGCAGCUUCCUUACUACUCGCACCUAGACUUCAAAGACACGUACGGCCGCGACGAUAGAAAAUGUAUUGCGGACGUCACCGACGACUAUGACGAUGAUGAUGACGACGAGAGUCUCACCGACAGUCUGGAGGACGGAUGUAAGUACGAGGGAUCGGCUAUAUCAUAUUUCUUAGCACUCGACGGCCAAAAGUCAGCGGUCACGUUCACCCUGAAGAUGCCUGGCACGCUAGAGAGCCGACUUAACCGGCGCCACAGUCAGCUCAAGAAACACCUGCACGUGUCAACGGCGGUCCGAAAGUCAGCUGGAGCGGUCCGGGUCCGCACCCGACACAAAGGAUGCCAAACGCUGUGGACCGUCGAGAAGGGGGUACAGGUGCAGAGGGGCUCCACGGCCAAUGCGGACGACCAUAGGGCGCUGGUGACGCUAUUGGCCGGGUUGGGGCGCAACCACGUGUCUGAAAACCAGAUCCGAUUGGUCGGUGGUCGGAAAAUGGUGUCAGAGGGCAACCAGACGGAACAGCCACCCGCGAAUCGGUACACGCAGACAACUAGAGACGUGGCGGCGGGACGAGAAACACCCGAAAGCGGCGUGACGGCGCCCGGUAGAAAGGGCAAGAAUCAGACGCUGUCAAUGAAAAAAUUUUCCGCUGAUAAAGCUCUGAUGGUGGGUGUAGUCAGGCAGAACAAGCACUGUAAAGGAAAGGAAGCAUUGGAAGGCGCCAAAAACGACCAACUGCUCACACUGUCCAAGGGUUGGAUAAACUUUUAUACGCUCAAGGACGACAAUGCGGACGCAGAAGCACAAGUAGAAUUGAACGAUAACGACGAUGAUCUCAAAACCGAAGACGAAAGUCAACAAUACACUGUACACGUACAAGCCAUCCCGGAACCCUCGGUGACAUUGCCUGUAGUGCACGUUCCUAAUCGCAAUAACACUCUGCAAUUGCCAAAGACGUCUAGUACUACAGCCAAACAUUUGCCGAAACUUGUGCAGACUGAAACUAAUAAUAAUCAUCAGUGUCCAACGCAUUUAGUAAACGCAAACGGUUGGUGUGUAAGUGUGGAUGGUCCUAACAACAUGCACAUGAAGGUUUCAUUACUACCAGAUAAGGCAGGCAUCAAAACAUCUGAACAAUUUGACCCAAAUGACGAAAAUAAACUUGAAGCUAGAAGAUUAGCUUUACAAAGGAAGACAAACUAUAUGCGUAAACCUUAUAGAAAUAUUAAAAGAACACAGUCAACGCCUAGAGACAUGUUUUCUGCAGACGUCUCACGAACUGAGUCUGCUUUGUCAGCUGAGAGCAAAUACAUUGAAACAAUUGACACACAACUACUAAUCCACAAGGCUCGAAGGCGGUUAAGUCAAGAAUGGGACACAAGAGUUCAGAAUAGAGGUUUAACUGAAUCAGUUCAAUUAGUCGUUACUGGGGAUUCAGUUUCCAGUAGAACAUCUCAACAUUAUGCGACUGGAGGACAUCAGCAUUGCUCAUUUAGACGACAAUCAAGAAGAAUUUAGUAUUACGUUU
This is a messenger RNA of Aphis gossypii (cotton aphid), 5304 nucleotides long. RefSeq lists its product as uncharacterized. The transcript has 8 exons. Bases 765 to 5294 code for a protein of 1509 amino acids. The record is from RefSeq and is a predicted model, not a curated record. Lineage: Eukaryota; Metazoa; Arthropoda; Insecta; Hemiptera; Aphididae.